AACAUCAGGAACACAGAGAAGCUGAGCUUUGAUAAGCAGCAACAGUAUGAGGUCCUGGUCAAAGCCUUCGACUGCGGACAGAAGAGAUCCACAGAGAGCGUGGCGGUACACAUCGACGUCAAACCUGUCUGCAAACCUGGCUGGCAAGGUGAUUAGUACUAGGAGGGCUGAACCGUGGGAGGUGUACAUAGGGUCUGUCUCUGUGUCUUUCUGUGUCUCGAUGAAUGCCUUUGAUUCAGUUUGCACCUCUUAAAAUCUGCCAGCGACGAUCAGUAUCACUGUCUUUUGAAGUAUAUUUCUGUGGGUGGGGUUGUGAUGGGUAUAGGACUCUCGCUCUCUCUAUCUAUGAGAGAGAGAGAGAUAUCUAGUCUCUACUCGCUCCUCGAGAGCUCUCAGAGAGCUCUCGCUCUGAGCUAUAGAUCGCUCGAUCUCGGCGAUAAUCUGUAUCUAUCUCUCUCUACUCCUCUCUCUUCUCUCUGUCUCUCGCUGUCUGCUCUCGGCUAUUUCGUCUGCUCUCGAUCUCUCUCUCUAUCUCUCUCUCGCUCUCUCGCUCUCUCGACUCUCUCUCUCUCUCUUCUCUCUCUCUCUCUAUCUCUCUCUCUCUCUCUCUCUCUCUCUCUCUCUCUCUGUCUCUCUCUCACUCCUUUGGGAAAGGCCUGUCAAAUAGCUGCUGUAAUCAACACAGCUGACACAGCUCUUAACACCUGCUCAGGAAUAUCACAAUACAGGCUACAGAAAUACAACAACAAGUGUUCACAGCAUUCAUUCAAGUAUAAACAGGAUUCCCAACUUCUAAGAACUUACAGAAAUAGACACACACACACACUCAGACACACACACACACACACACACACACACACACACACACAAACAGAGAGAGCACAUAGAGCACGGAGGCCAGGAGUCAUGUUAUGCAGGGUGACAUUAGCCGCUCUCCCACGGCUCACAGCUAAUCCUCUCUUUGAAAACAGUUUGCUUUUUGUAUUUUGCAAAUUAGGAUUUUAGACGUUUCACUAUAGGAAGAAACUUCACCCCCUCACUCCCCUCUGUGAGAGGACUCUUAUCCCUCUAGGCAGUGUCGAGAGGGUGCCGGUGAUGGAAGAGGCAAGGGGGAGGAACAUUUCAUGGUCAGAGAUUAAAGGACAUGUCAUACCGCCAGUCUCCUACACUCUUAGAAAAAAGGAGCUAUCUAGAACCUAAAAGGGUUCUUCGGCUGUCCCCGUAAGAUAACCAUUUGAAGAUCCCUGUUUGGUUCCAGGUAGAAAUAGUUUGGGUUCCAUGUAGAACCCUUUCCACAGAGGGUUCCACCCGGAAGCCAAAAAUGGUUCUCCUAUGGGGACAGCCAAAGAACCCUAUUGGAACAAUUUUUUCCAAGAGUGUACUACAACAACAAUGUCAUAUUGCUGUAGUCCCCUUGUCAAUCUGUGAUGCUUAUACAUCUCUCCAAGGCCCUUGUUCAAUCUGUCAGACACACUGACAAAAACAAUAACAUGUCCUUAAGAGAGGAGAAGAGAGAGAGAAAAAUAUUGUAUUGAAGAGGGAGGAGGAGGAAGUACUGCCAGCCUAAAGCACAAUCAGAAGUUCUACCUUUUUAAACAUCCCCUCGUCUCCACUUUUUCUCUCCCUCUCGUUCUUCCUGGUAGAUCUCUCCGUGUUGGAGAAGUAGGGCUAACACACAAACAAACACACACAAAUGCACACACACAAAUACACACACACACAUCUCCCUCUCCAGACAACCACGUUUGUUUUCUAUUACAGCUGCUGUUUUCACUUCUCACCUAGUCCCUCUCUCCAUUCCUCCAUCCCCCCAUCUCUCUCCCUCUCUAGUCAGAGUCACAGAAACAGCAAGGCUUAACAUGGGUCCUUAACAUCUAGUUAUCAUCCAUAAAUAGACCAUGUGACCCUGCGUGCAUGUGUGUACGUCUGUAUUUGUGUGUGAGAGAGAAGAGAACUUCCUGCGCAGGUGUCUGUGUGAGAUAGAUUACAAGCUCUUUUUUGCUGUGUGUACGCACAUCUGAACGUUCACAUCAUUACCAUGCCUGUCUGUCUGUCUGUCUGUCUGUCUGUCUGUCUGUCUGUCUGUCUGUCUGUCUGUCUGUCUGUCUGUCUGUCUGUCUGUCUGUCUGUCUGUCUGUCUGUCUUCCCAAUAAUGACAGAUGUCCUAGUCCCUGUACACCACUGAAAGAUGUCCCAGACACCACAGGCACCACUGACAGCAGAUCACAUUGUAGACACACACCAAAACACAUCUGCAUAUUCAGCCAAAACCCUUGCUUAAUCCUCAACCUUUGUUGUAGUGGCUGUUUGCUCUAAGCUUUGCUGCACGCUUCCCCAUCAGCCAUGCUUUAUAAAACUGGGAUUAACUUCUGAUUCUGCCCUCUUCACCACAAAAUUAAACCUGACCCUACAAGUGCUGCAUAAUAAAUCAAGGCGAUGAGUGGUCAUAUUUGUUCCCCAUCUUCAAAGCUAUGAAAUAAUGAUGAGGAUGUAUUCAGCAAUGAUAAUAACAUGGAAGGGAAAAUUAGGACAAUUGUGUCCGUUGAUUGCUGUUAAUUGUAGGAUUUCAAAUGAUUGCUUUAGGUGUUAAAAUUGUAUUUUGUCCGGAAUCUCGCAAACACAGUUGUCUACUUGAGGCGAGUGCGAGCUAGGGUAGUUCGUUUCACGUCUCAUGCCCUGAGAAAGUGGUGAAUGUGCUGCUAAAAAGGCAAAUCCCGGGGAGGCAGGAGAAUAUAACAAACAAACAGGCAGGCACGAUUAGAACUCAGUCAGAUCAAGAAUGUAAGCGUUCUGAGCUUUGAUCAAUGCUGGGAGCAAUAUUUUGAUAUUUGAUAGAUUUUCUUUAUUGUGUACAAAAUACUGUAUUUUUUAAAACUCUUUUACUAUUUUCUACAUUGUAGAAUAAUAGUGAAGAUAUCAAAACUAUGAAAUAACACAUAUGGAAUCAUGUAGUAACCAAAAUAGUGUUAAACAAAUCAAAAUAUAUUUUAUAUUUGAGAUUCUUCAAAGUCGCCACCCUAUGCCUUGAUGACGGCUUUACAUUCUCUCAACCAGCUUCAUGAGGUAGUCACCUGGAAUGUUUUUCCAACAGUCUUGAAGGAGUUCCCACAUAUGCUGAGCACUUGUUGGCUGCUUUUCCUUCACUCUGCAGUCCAACUCAACUCAAACCAUCUCAAUUGUUUUGAGGUUGGGUGAUUGGGGAGGCCAGGUCAUCUGAUGCAGCACUCCAUCACUCUCCUUCUUGGUCAAAUAGCCCUUACACAAAAUAUUAUUUUCUACAUUGUAGAAAAAUAGUGAGGACAUCAAAACUAUGAAAUAACACAUACAGUGAGGGAAAAAAAAGUAUUUAAUCCCCUGCUGAUUUUGUACAUUUGCCCACUGACAAAGAAAUGAUCAGUCUAUAAUUUUAAUGGUAGGUUUAUUUGAACAGUGAGAGAUAGAAUAACAACAAAAAAAUCUAGAAAAACGCAUGUCAAAAAUGUUAUAAAUUGAUUUGCAUUUUAAUGAGGGAAAUAAGUAUUUGACCCCUCUGCAAAAACAUGACUUAGCACUUGGUGGCAAAACCCUUGUUGGCAAUCUCAGAGGUCAGACGUUUCUUGUAGUUGGCCACCAGGUUUGCACACAUCUCAGGAGGGAUUCUGUCCCACUCCUCUUUGCAGAUCUUCUCCAAGUCAUUAAGGUUUCGAGGCUGACGUUUGGCAACUCGAACCUUCAGCUCCCUCCACAUAUUUUCUAUGGGAUUAAGGUCUUGAGACUGGCUAGGCCAUUCCAGGACCUUAAUGUGCUUCUUCUUGAGCCACUCCUUUGUUGCUUUGGCCAUGUGUUUUGGGUCAUUGUCAUGCUGGAAUACCCAUCCACGACCCAUUUUCAAUGCCCUGGCUGAGGGAAGGAGGUUCUCACCCAAGAUUUGACGGUACAUGGCCCCGUACAUCGUCCUUUUGAUGCGGUGAAGUUGUCCUGUCCCCUUAGCAGAAAAACAACCCCAAAGCAUAAUGUUUCCACCUCCAUGUUUGACGGUGGGGAUGGUGUUCUUGGGGUCAUAGGCAGCAUUCCUCCACCUCCAAACACAGCGAGUUGAGUUGAUGCCAAAGAGCUCCAUUUUGGUCUCAUCUGACCACAACACUUUCACCCAGUUCUCCUCUGAAUCAUUCAGAUGUUCAUUGGAAAACUUCAGACGGGCAUGUAUAUGUGCUUUCUUGAGCAGGGGGACCUUGCGGGCACUGCAGGAUUUCAGUCCUUCACGGUGUAGUGUGUUACCAAUUGUUUUCUUGGUGACCAUGGUCCCAGCUGCCUUGAGAUCAUUGACAAGAUCCUCCCGUGUAGUUCUGGGCUGAUUCCUCACCGUUCUCAUGAUCAUUGCAACUCCACGAGGUGAGAUCUUGCAUGGAGCCCCAGGCCGAGGGAGAUUGACAGUUCUUUUGUGUUUCUUCCAUUUGCGAAUAAUCGCACCAACUGUUGUCACCUUCUCACCAAGCUGCUUGGCGAUGGUCUUGUAGCCCAUUCCAGCCUUGUGUAGGUCUACAAUCUUGUCCCUGACAUCCUUGGAGAGCUCUUUGGUAUUGGCCAUGGUGGAGAGUUUGGAAUCUGAUUGAUUGAUUGCUUCUGUGGACAGGUGUCUUUUAUACAGGUAACAAACUGAGAUUAGGAGCACUCCCUUUAAGAGUGUGCUCCUAAUCUCAGCUCGUUACCUGUAUAAAAGACACCUGGGAGACAGACAUCUUUCUGAUUGAGAGGGGGUCAAAUACUUAUUUCCCUCAUUAAAAUGCAAAUCAAUUUUUAACAUUUUUGACAUGCGUUUUUCUUGAUUUUUUCAAAUAAACCUAACAUUAAAAUUAUAGACUGAUAAUUUCUUUGUCAGUGGGCAAACGUACAAAAAUCAAGCAGGGGAUCAAAUACUUUUUUCCCUCACUGUAUGGAAUCAUGUAGUAACCAAAAAAGUGUUAAAAAAAUCAAAAUAUAUUUUAUAUUUGAGAUUCUUCAAAUAGCCACCCUUUGCCUUGAUGACAGCUUUGCACACCCUCCCCAGUUAAGGUACACCAACCUCCUAUGCUCCGUAGUCACCUGGUCUCAGAGGUUGACUGAUUGUGAAGGAUGGAGGGAGAAAGGAUGGAAGAGGGGUUGACCUGGGUUCACCUCUUUCUGUCAGGGAGGUAUAUAAUGAAGUUUAGAUCAGAUCCAUAGGCACACACACACACACCAUCAAUCACAUUCACAUACUCACACACCUCUAAGAGUGAUUACAUUCUCAGAAUUCCAUCCCAGUCGUAGAUUUGAGUUUGUUCCAAGUUAAGAUUGUAGUUUCCGGUGAAGUGGUGCUCCAAGGUGAAACUGAUAGAGGAUAAUUACCAGUGUUGGGGAGUAGUGAACUACAUGUAGCUCAACUAGUAAUUUAACUACAUUUUGCAGUAGCUUGGUGGUAGUUGAACUAAAUUCAAAUCUAGAUAGUGUUUUUAGUAGUUAAUUACUUUUUGUUGCCAUGUAGUGGUGUAGCUAAAUAUUGGAACUACAGAAAAUGUUUUUUUGCUAAAAUAAAAAUGGUUGAAGUAGGCAAUAAUAUCCUUUCUUUUUGGGCAUCAGACCUGCCUAAUUCACACUUGAAACAUCAUUUUUAGUGUUUAAUAGGCUAAAUUACACAUUCUGUUAACCUACUGUAUGACCCCAAAGUGAUCUGUUCUUGUAAUUUGCAGUCAAGGGAAGGUUCUGCAGCAAGACCCGAUGUUGUCAUAGCACAGCUCUCUACUUAAACUUUGAAGAGAGAGUUUGAACAAUCAGAUCUAAGCUUACCAGAACCUGGAUAAUACCUUUAUAAUGUUAAGCUCUUAUGACUCGAGUGGUAUCAACAAAGAAAACACAGGAUGUAAAGGAAUGAAUCAGUGAAUCAGGUGUUAAUGUUUUACUGAAGAGCAGCUUAUUGUCUAAAGGUUUUACUCAGUGUUUUGAUGGCUAAAACAUUAUGUCUCGUUUUACUUUUGUCUUUAACUUUGGGUUGGUUUCUAGGGCCCAACUUUCCCAUUGAUAGCUUUUUGUCAAGCAACCAAUGCUAAGAGCAAUUCCUCCACUCAAGAACAAAAAGAGGACACUUUUUAAAAGAACAUCACCAAUGACACGAAAGCUUCAACAUAAAGGCUUGAAGGCAGAGCGAGAGCGAUGGAGGCAGAGGUAUGAAGGAGAAGAUGGAGAGAGAGAGAGAGUGCUCUCUAAAAUAGAAAGAUGGAUGGUGGCUGAGUGGAUGGAGGUAAAAAGGAGAGGAGAAGAGAGGAGAGACAAGGAGCUAGAGGACAGGAUAAAGAGGGAGAGAGUGCUCUUUAAAAUGGAAAUUCUAUUGGGCUGAUGGAAGGACUAGGUUGAGGAGACUUACGAUAAUGAUGGUCCCUGACAUACUCAAACACACUGUCAACAUUCCUACAACAUUCCUACACGCACACACAAACACACACACACACUCACACACUCACACACUGACCCACACACUGACAAACACAGUCACUCUGACAUUACUGGUAACACUAUAACUUUAGAUUUUUAUCCCGGUACAUGAAACCAUAAGCGAAAAAGUAGUUUUUGUGUGUACUAUGUCAUCACGCACUGAGUUUUGUCCACAACAAAUAAGUCAGUUUGGUGGAAAUGCACAUCUUUUCUUUAUGUGGAUUUUAGAACAUUUGCAUGAAAAUCUGUAACCAAUUGGAUGGAAAUGUAGCUACAGUGACACAUAAUCUGCCUCAAAAAAUUUAUAAUUUAAUCUCUUUAUUUUUUCAAAAUAAAAUUUUUUUUUUAAAAAAUUUUUUUAUUUUUAAUUAAGAUUUUGAUUUUUUCCCAAAGUACCCUCAAACUUUUUUUAUUAAGAUUUCAAACCCCUUUUUUAAAAUUUUUUCCCCUUUUUUUUCCCCUUUUUCCCGGGGGCCCCCCCCCUUUUUUUCCCCCCUUUUUAAAAUGGGGCCCCCCAAAAAGUUUUUUUUUUUAAAAAAAGGUUUUAAAAAUUUUUUUUGGGGGGGGAAAAAAAUUUUUUUUUUUAAAAAAGAAUUUUUUUUCCUUUUUUAUUUAAAACCCCCGGGGGGGGAAAAGGGUCCCCCCCCCAAAACCCCCCCCAAAAAUUUUUUUCAAAACCCCCCCCCGAGCCCCCCCAAAAAACCCCCCUUUUUAAUUUUUGGGGGGGACAACCCCCGGGGGGACAAAGGGGGGGGGGGGGGGCCCCCCCCCCGGGGGGGAAAACCCCCCCCCAAAAGGGCCCCCCCCCGGGAAAAAAAAGGGGGGGAAACCCCCCCCCAAAACAAAAAAAGGGGGGGCCCCCCAAAGGACCCCCCCCGGGGGGGAAACCCCCCGGGGGGCCCAAAACCCCCCCCGGGGGGGGGCCCAAAAGGGGGGGGGGAAAAAGGAGGGGCCCCCCCGGGGGGCCCCCCCCAAAAAGGGGCCCCCCAAAAAAAGAAAAAGGGGGGGUGGGGAAACCCCCCCGAAAACCCCCCCCCACGGGAACCCCCCAAAAAAAAAUUUUAAGGGGGGGGGAAAAUUUUUUUUUUUUUAUGGGUUUUUUUUCCCCCCCAAUCGUUUUUUUCCCCCUUUUUUGGGGUUUUUAAAGGGGGCCCCCCCCCCCUUUUUUUUUUUUUCCCCCCCCGUGGAUUCUCCCCUUUUUUCCCUACGGGAUCUCUUCCCUUUUCUUAAGUAUCUUCUUUUCUCCUAAGAUAUCCCCUUCCUCUAAUCGCCCCAUUUAUUCCGCUCCCCUUUCUUCUAAGUACUUCUCACUCUUUCUCUCUAAAGUAUCUCUUCCCUUUCUCCACGGGACUCUUCCAAACCCGAAUAGGCCUCCUCGGGCCUCAAAGAAACUCUCUCCUCUUUUCUCUCACAGUACCCUCUCCCUCUUUGAAUACUUCACAAGAUCCUACAUUUCUCCUCUUUACUUUAAGUUUCCUCCCCACUUUUUCAAAACAGAUCUCUUCUUCCUCUUUUUCUACAGUAUCUCUCCAUCUUAUCUUAAGUAAUCUCGUUCUUCUUUUCUUUUAAAGAUCUCUCUCUCUCCCUUUUCUUUUACAGUAUAUCUUCCCUUUCUCUACAGUAUCUCUCUCUCCCUUUUCUCUCUACAGUAUCUCUCUCUCCCUCUUUUCUCUCUACAGUAUCUCUCUCUCCCUAUUUUCUCUCUACAGUAUCUCACUCUCCCUCCUCUCUUUUUCUUUUCUACAAUCCCUAGCCAUGGGAAAAAGAGGAACUGUGGGAAACAGAGGUGUGGUGCUUUGGAUAAGAAUGUAGAAGUAAUGCUAUAGUGAAUGCAGAGAAAGCACAUUGAGUAUUUAACAUCUAUGAGGGUAGUGAUUUCAGUGUAAAUCAUAAGGUAGGUACUACAGGUAACAACUAUAAGGUGUAUUACAGUGUAACAUCUAUAAGGUAGUGUAUUACAGUGUAACAUCUAUAAGGUAGUGUAUUACAGUGUAACAUCUAUAAGGUAGUGUAUUACAGUGUAACAUCUAUAAGGUAGUGUAUUACAGUGUAACAUCUAUAAGGUAGUGUAUUACAGUGUAACAUCUAUAAGGUAGUGUAUUACAGGGGUAACAUCAUAAGGUGGUGUAUUACAGUGUAAACAUCUAUAAGUAGUGAUUACAGUGUAACUCUUUUAAGGUAGUGUAUUACAGUGUAACAUUUUAAGGUAGUGUAUAUUAAGGGACAUCUAUUAAAGGGGUGUUAUACAAGUUGUAACAUCUAUAAGGUAGUGUAUUACAGUGUAACAUCUGUAAGGUAGUGCGUUACAGUGUAACAUCUAUAAGGUGGUGUAUUACAGUGUAACAUCCUUGUUUGUUUACUAUUCUUGUGGGGACUUCUGGUCCCUACAAGUAUAGUUAAACACAUGCACAUCCACACACACACACACACACACACACACAGUCACAUCCCACAGGUUUCCAAAUAAAAAGCUAAUAAAAUUGUAUUUGUCACGAGCGCCGAAUACAACAGGUGUAGACUUUACCGUGAAAUGCUUACUUACGAGCUUAUUUCCAACAAUGCAGAGUUAAAAAGUAUGAAAAUUAGCUAAUAAAACUAGAAAAUAGUAACAAUAAAUAACAAUAACGAGGCUAUAUACAAGGAGUACUGGUACCGAGCCAAUGUGCAGGGUUUCGAGGUAGAUGAGGUAAUAUGUACAUGUAGGUAAGGGUAAAAGUGACUAGGCAAUCAGGAUAGAUAAUAAACAGAGUAGCAACAGUGUAUGUGGAGAGUGUGUGUGUGUGUGUGUGUGUGUGUGUGUGUGUGUGUGUGUGUGUGUGUGUGUGUGUGUGUGUGGUGUGUGUGUGUGUGUGUGUGUGUGUGUGUGUGUGUGUGUGUGUGUGGUGUGUGUGUGUGCGUGCGUGUGUGUGUUGGAGUGUCAGUGUAAACAUGUAUGUAGAGUCCAGUCAGUGUCCAAUAGUCCGGGUCCAUUUCAUCCUGCUUCCUUCAUCUCCUCUCUCCCUCAGUGAGUCCUGCAGUGUGUAUACUGUGUUAAAGUAAGAGCUCUGCAAAGAUGGAAUAGCUUCUUAUUACUCACACUACCGCUAACAAUAUGAUUCGCAGUGUGUCUGUGUGUUUAUCUGUCUGUCUGUCUGUCUGUCUGUCUGUCUGUCUGUCUGUCUGUCUGUCUGUCUGUCUGUCUGUCUGUCUGUCUGUCUGUCUGUCUGUCUGUCUGUCUGUCUGUCUGUCUGUCUGUCUGUCUGUCUGUCUGUCUGUGUGUGUCUGUGUCUGUGUCUGUGUCUGUGUCUGUGUCUGUUUGUAUGUGUCUGUUUGUAUGUGUGUGUUUGUGUGAGUGUUUGUGUGAGUGUGUAUGUGUGUGUGUCUGUGUGUCUGUGUGUCUGUGUUUCUGUGUGUACGUGUUUUUUUUGUAGCACGGCGCGAGGCAGAGCGAGCAGCGGUGCCAUGCAGUGCCUCAUGAAUAGGAGUAAAUUAUUUAGCAGGGACACAAAUGGAACAGCUCAGUCACACAGAGUCCCUGCAGGGCCCCACAUUCACCGCCUUGCCAUCACUAACCUCAAUCAUCUUCUAUAUGAGUAUGGUAAUGUCGUAAUGAGUGUGUAUAUGAACCUUUAUGAGCAGGAAUAUGAACUUAUAUGAUAGUGCUGAGUGAUUAACUGAAAUUAACCGAGGUAUCUCUACCUGUAAAUACAUGAUCUAGGUGAUUGAUAGGCCUAGUUUGUAUUCAGAAGUCAUAAAAGUAUGCCUUAUUUUCUGUGAAGAACUACUAAAAUAUAGAUUUUUUUCUGACAGCAUAGGCAGCAGCUCUAUAGAGAUGAGAUGAUGACUUGGAAUGAAAUAAUAAUGUCCUCAAAUUAAACAAAGGUAAUAUACACAACAGCUGAAAUCUUUUUUUAAUAAUCUAACCGAAACCGAACCGACAUCAAAUAGCACUAAUCGCUCAGCACUACUAUGUGAGCAGGAAUAUGGGCUCUGAUGAGCCAAACGUGCCAAGUCAUUUUCUGAACUGAAAAAAAGCAAGAAAUGCAGACCACAACAAAACCACUGUAGCCCACAGCCCUGCAGGCAAUACUGAAGUAAAACAAAACUACAGCAGCUGUUGGUGGUGUGUAUUUGUGUAAACGAGUGCAAGGAGUGUGUGUGUGUGUGUGUGUGUGUGAGGAAGUGAACGUGGCAGAUUUAACAGUCCAGAGGCCAGCAAUUAGCUGUUUCCCUUCUUAUCCAGUCAGUGUUGCCUUCAGCUCUGGUUCAUGUUCAGACCUACCUGCCUGCUUCUUUCUGCCUGCCUCUCUCUUGCUGCCUGUUUCUCUUAGUUUCACACACUGCUGAAUAGACACUACAAAUGCACACACCGCACCACACACAGUAACACACACACACACACACACACAUGCACACGCACACACACACACACACACACACACACACACAGAAAUGCAGUGCAUCUCAAAAUACCCAAACUGAAAAACACACAAAUACACACACACACCAUAUUGUACACACAAAAGCAUGCAGCAACCAAGGUGACUAGAAAACACACAAACACACGCUGCACUGUGUGCGAGCUGGUCUGGCUGAACGCUCUCUACAUUACUGUCACAGUGAUUUAGUGAGCCCAGUACUGUACAGUGGAUAGCGCCAUUGAUUCACAUUAUUAGGCAUUUUAUUGACCGCAUAAAACUCUGAAAUGGGCUGUCACUUUUUUAUGGGGGACCUACAAGGCAGGAAUGGGCACAAAACCAUGCAUUGUGAAAAUCACAAGGAAAUCUGGAGCAACAAGUAGAAGUUAACAUGAUGUGAAACAAGAAUAGGUCAGGGCUUCAGACAAUGCAAUUUUCACCUGUUGUCCGGCUCGAGGGACCACAUAUUCACACCCAAGGCUCGCUCUUCUUUACUCUCUCUCUCAUUCUCUCUCAUUCUCUCUUUCAUUCUCUCUCAUUCUCUCUCUCUCAUUUGCUCUCAUUCUCUCUCUUUAUCUUUCUCAUUCUCUCUCUAUCUUUCUCUCAUUCUCUCUCUAUAUCUCUCUCUCAUUCUCUCUCUUUAUCUCUCUCUCUCAUUCUCUCUCUUGAUCUUUCUCUCAUUCUCUCUAUAUAUCUCUCCUCAUUCUCUCUCUUUAUCUCUCUCUCUCAUUCUCUCUCUUUAUCUCUCAAUUCAUCAACUUUCCCAUUCUAAGGUAUUCUUGGCAUGGGAAACGUAUGUUAAUGGCCGGCGCACAAAUUGGCCCAGCGUCGUCCAUGGUUAGGGUGAGGGCAUGGCCGGCAGGUAUCUGUUAGCUCUUUGAUAGCGCAUGGCGUUUGCAACGCCCGGUGUUGUGGGUUUGAUUCCCACGGGGGGCCAGUAUGAAAAAAAUAUAUACAUAUAUAUAUGUUUUCACUAACUGUAAGUCGCUCUGGAUAAGAGCGUCUGCUAAAUGACGUAAAUGUAAAUGUAAAUGUUAACAUUGCCAAAGCAAGUGAAGUAGAUAGUAAACUAAAGUGAAAUAAAAAUAAAUAUUAACAGUAAACAUUACACUCAGAGGUUUCAAAAGAAUAAAGACAUUUCAAAUGUCAUAUUAUGUAUAUAUACCGUGUUGUAACAAUGUGCAAAUAGUUAAAGUACAAAUGGGAAAAUAAAUAAACAUAAAUAUGGGUUGUAUUUACAAUGGUAUUUGUUCUUUACUGGUUGCCCUUUUCUUAUGGCAACAGGUCACAAAUCUUGCAGCUGUGAUGGCACACUGUUGAUUUUCACCCAGUAGAUAAGGGAGUUUAUCAAAAUUGGGUUUGUUUUCAAAUUCUUUGUGGAUCUCUGUAAUCUGAGGGAAAUAUGUGUCUCUAAUAUGGUCAUACAUUUGGCAGGAGGUUAGGAAAUGCAGCUCAGUUUCCACCUCAUUUUGUGGGCAGUGUGCAUAUAGCCUGUCUUCUCUUGAGAGCCAGGUCUGCCUACGGCGGCCUUUCUCAAUAGCAAGGCUAUGCUCACUGAAUCUGUACAUAGUCAAAGCUUUCCUUAAGUUUGGGUCAGUCAUAGUGAUCAGGUAUUCUGCCACUGUGUACUCUCUGUUUAGAGCCAAAUAGCGUUCUAAUUUGUUCCGUUUUUUUGUUAAUUCUUUCCAAUGUGUCAAGUAAUUCUCUUUUUGUUUUCUCAUGAUUUGGUUGGGUCUAAUUGUGUUGUUGUUGUCCUGGGGCUCUGUGGGGUCUGUUUGUGUUCGUGAACAGAGCCCCAGGACCAGCUUACUUAGGGGACUCUUCAAGUUCAUCUCUCUGUAGGUGAUGGCUUUGUUGUAGAAGGUUUUGGAUUCCCUUCCUUUUAAGUGGUUAUAGAAUUUAACGGCUCUUUUCUGGAUUUUGAUAAUUAGCGGGUAUUGGCCUAAUUCUGCUCUGCAUGCAUUAUUUUGUGUUUUUCGUUGUACACAGAGGAUAUUUUUGAGCAGAGUUUCAAUUUGGUGUUUGUCCCAUUUUGUGAAUUCUUGGUUGGUGAGCGGACCCCAGACUUCACAACCAUAAAGGGCAAUGGGUUCUAUAACUGAUUCAAGUAUUUUUAGCCAGAUCCUAAUUGGUAUGUCAAAUUUCAUGUUCCUUUUGAUGGCAUAGAAGGCCCUUCUUGCCUUGUCUCUCAGAUCGUUCACAGCUUUGUGGAAGUAUGUACAGUUUUUUGUGUGCUCUAGGGCAACGGUGUCUAGAUGGAAUUUGUAAUUGUGGUCCUGGCAACUGGACCUUUUUUGGAACACCAUUAUUUUUGUCUUACUGAGAUUUACUGUCAGGGCCCAGGUCUGACAGAAUCUGUGCAGAAGAUCUAGGUGCUGCUGUAGGCCCUCCUUGGUUGGGGACAGAAGCACCAGUUCAUCAGCAAACAGUAGACAUUUGACUUCAGACUGUUCUAGUGCCCUCGCCAAUUCGUUGAUAUAUAUGUUGAAGAGGGUGGGGCUUAAACUGCAUCCCUGUCUCACCCCACGGCCCUGUGGAAAGAAAUGUGUGUGUUUUUUGCCAAUUUUAACCGCAAACUUGUUGUUUGUGUACAUGGAUUUUAUAAUGUUGUAUGUUUUUCCCCCAACACCACUUUCCAUCAAUUUGUAUAGCAGACCCUCAAAAGCUUUUAGAAAUCAACAAAGCAUGAGAAGACUUUGCCUUUGCUUUGGUUUGUUUGUUUGUCAAUUAGGGUGUGCAGGGUGAAUACGUGGUCUGUCGUACGGUAAUUUGGUAAAAAGCCUAUUUGACAUUUGCUCAGUACGUUGUUUUCACUAAGGAAAUUAACUAGUCUGCUGUUAAUGAUAAUGCAGAGGAUUUUCCCAAGUUUGCUGUUGACUCAUAUCCCACGGUAGUUAUUGGGGUCAAAUUUGUCUCCACUUUUGUGGGUUGGGGUGAUCAGUCCUUGGUUCCAAAUAUUGGGGAAGAUGCCAGAGCUAAGGAUGAUGUUAAAGAGUUUAAGUAUAGCCAAUUGGAAUUUGUGUUCUGUAUAUUUUAUCAUUUCAUUGAGGAUACCAUCAACUCCACAGGCCUUUUUGUGUUGGAGGGUUUAUAUUUUGUUCUGUAGUUAAUUCAAUGUAAUUGGAGAAUCCAGUGGGUUCUGGUAGUCUUUAAUAGUUGAUUCUAAGAUUUGCAUUUGAUCAUAUAUAUAUUUUUGCUGUUUGUUCUUUGUUAUAGGGCCAAAAAGAUUGGAGAAGUGGUUUACCCAUACAUCUCAGUUUUGGAUAGAUAGCUCUUGGUGUUGUUGUUUGUUUAGUGUGUUCCAAUUUUCCCAGAAGUGGUUAGAGUCUAUGGAUUCUUCAAUUACAUUGAGCUGAUUUCUCACAUGCUGUUCCUUCUUUUUCUGUAGUGUAUUUCUUUAUUGUUUUAGUGAUUCACCAUACUGAAGGCGUAGGCUCAGGUUUUCUGGGAUCUAUGUUUUUGGUUGGAUAGGUUUCUCAAUUUCUUUCUUAGGUUUUUUCAUUCUUCAUCAGACCAUUUGUCACUGUUGUUACUUUUCUUCGGUUUUCUGUUAGAGCUUUUUAGAUUUGAUAGGGAAGCUGAGAGGUCAAAUAUACUGUUUAGGUUUUCUACUGCCAAGUUUACACCUUCACUAUUACAGUGGAACGUUUUGUCCAGGAAGUUGUCUAAAAGGGAUUGAAUUUGUUGUUGCCUAAUAGUUUUUUGGUAGGUUUCGACACUACUUUCCUUCCAUCUAUAGUAUUUCUUAAUAUUAUUCAGUUACUUUGGCAUUGAUGCCUCAUGAUUGAGUAUUGCUCUGUUCAAGUAGACUGUGAUUUUGCUGUUGUCUGAUAGGGGUGUCAGUGGGCUGGCUGUGAAUGCUCUGAGAGACUCUGGGGUGAGGUCAGUGAUAAAGUAGUCUACUGUACUACUGCCAAGAGAUGAGCUAUAGGUGUACCUACCAUAGGAGUCCCCUCGAAGCCUACCAUUGACUAUGUACAUACCCAGUGUGCGACAGAGCUGCAGGAGUUGUGACCCAUUUUCGUUGGUUAUGUUGUCGUAGUUGUGCCUAGGGGGGCAUAUGGGGGAGGGAAUGCUGUCACCUCCAGGUAGGUGUUUGUCCCCCUGUGUGCUGAGGGUGUCAGGUUCUUGUCCAGUUCUGGCAUUUAGGUCGCCACAGACUAGUACAUGUCCCUGGGUCUGGAAAUGAUUGAUUACCCCCUCCAGGAUGGAGAAGCUGUCUUCAUUAAAGUAUGGGGAUUCUAGUGAGGGGAUAUAGGUAGCACACAGGAGGAUAUUUUUCUCUGUUGAGAUAAUUUCCUUUUGAAUUUCUAGCCAAAUGGGGGGGGGGGGGGUCCCACAGGUCUGGGAGAGCGGCAGGUAGCUUAGUGGGUAAGAGCGUUGUGCCAGUAACCGAAAGGUUGCUGGUUCUAAUCCCCAAGCCGACUAGGUGAAAAAUCUUUCGAUGUGCCCUUAAGCAAGGCACUUAACCCUAAUUGCUCCUGUAAGUCGCUCUGGAUAAGAGCGUCUGCUAAAUGACUAAAAUGUAAAAAUGUAAAGUGUCUUGCUGGUCUGGGCGGGAUGUCUGUUGAUCUGUUGUCUGUUGCGACCUGUGUGAGGUGUUGGGUCUGCAGUUGAGGGUGAUAUCCUUUAGGGUCCGGGCGAAGGUGGGCACUGCUGCCUUGUAUAGGUGGACCUGGUCGUAAAGGCUGUUCAUGUCCAGGGUGGAGUGGUAGGCCAGGUAGACAUUUGGUUUUGAUGCGCGCUGGGUGUUUGGACACCAGAGUUUAGAAACUAUGUGUCUCUCUCUCUCAUUCUCUCUCUUUAACUCUCUCUCUCAUUCCUCUUUUUAUCUCUCUCUUCUCUCUCAUUCUCUCUCUCUCAUUCUCUCUCAUCUCUCUCUCAUUCUCUCUAUCUCUCUCUCGCAUUCUCUCUCAUUCUCUCUCUCUCAUUCUCUCUAUCUCUCGCUCUCAUUCUCUCUCUUUAUCUCUCUCUCUCAUUCUCUCUCUCUCAUUCUCUCUCUCUAAUUCUCUCUCUUUAUCUCUCUCUCAUUCUCUCUCUUUAUCUCUCUCUCUCAUUCUCUCGCAUUCUCUCACUCUCAUUCUCUCUCUUUAUCUCUCUCUCUCAUUCUCUCUUUAUAUCGCUCUCUCAUUCUCUUUCAUACACACACACUCCCCCAUCCCUAACCAUUGUGUCUUGUGUCUUUCCUAGGCUGGGACAAAAGAGUGGACUAUGAGCCAGGCACAGGCAGCAAACAGCUGUUUCCCAAGAUGCAUCUGGAGACGUGUGGAGGGCCUCUCUCCUCAGUGAGGAACCACGGUGGAGCUACAGACCAGCCAUAUUGGGAAGGGCUGCGACCGGGAGACCUACUCUGAGAAGUCCUUGCAGAAACUCUGUGGUACGUACCUCAUGGGAUACAUACACCACAUGACGAAAAGUAUGUGGACACCUGCUCAUCAAAAACCUCAUUCCAAAAUCAUGGACAUUAAUAUGGUGUUGGUCUCCCCUUUUCUGCUAUAACAGCCUCCGCUCUUCUGGGAAGGCUUUCCACUUGAUGUUGGAACAUUGCUGCGGGGACUUGCUUCCAUUCAGCCACAAGAGCAUUAGUGAGGUCAGGCACUGAUGUUGGGCGAUUAGGAUCACAGUCGGCGUUCCAAUUCAUCCCAAAGGUGUUCAAUGGGGUUGAGGUCAGGGCUCUGUGCAGGCCAGUCAAGUUCAGCCACACCGAUCUCGACAAACCAUUUCUAUAUGGACCUCGCUUUGUGCACGGGGGCAUUGUCAUGCUGAAACAGGAAAGGGCAUUCCCCAAACUGUUGCCUCAAAGUUGGAAGCACAGAAUCAUCUAGAAUGUCAUUGUAUGCUGUAGCGUUAAGAUUUCCCUUCACUGGAACUAAGGGGCCUAGCCCGAACCAUGAAAAACAGCCCUAGACCAUUAUUCCUCCUCCACCAAACUUUACAGUUGGUACUAUGCAUUGGGGCAGGUAGCAUUCUCCUGGUGAGGCGUGAUUCAUCACUCCAGAGAACACGUUUCCACUGCUCCAGAGUCCAAUGGUGGCGAGCUUUAUACCACACCAGCCGACGCUUGGCAUUGCGCAUGGUGAUCUUAGGCUUGUGUGCGGCUGCUCUGCCAUGGAAACCCAUUUCAUGAAGCUCCCGACGAACAUUUCUUGUGCUGACGUAGCUUCCAGAGGCAGUUUGGAACUCGGUAGUGAGGGUUGCAACCGAGGACAAACUACGUGCUUCAGCACUCGGCGGUCUCCGACCUGUGAGCUUGUGUGGCCUACAACUUCGCGGCUGAGCCAUUGUUGCUCCUAGACGUUUCCACUUCACAAUAACAGCACUUACAGCUCUAGCAGGGCAGAAAUUUGACGAACUGACUUGUUGGAAAGGUGGCAUCCUAUGACGGUGCCACAUUGAAAGUCACUGAGCUCUUCAGUAAGGCCAUUCUACUGCCAAAGUUUGUCUAUGGAGAUUGCAUGGCUGUGUGCUUGAUUUUAUAUACCUGUCAGCAACAAGUUUGGCUGAAAUAGCCAAAUCCACUAAUUUGAAGGGGUGUCCACAUACUUUUAUAUAUAUAGUAUAGUGUAUUUCUCUAUAAAUGGCCAUAGGUUAGUCGAUGCAUUUCACUUGAUUUACAAUUAGAGAUUUGUUGCAUAACUGAACAGAGCCACUCUAAAAAUCAUCAGACUAUAGAGAACUUAAUAAGAACACCAGUUAAACUCCUCAGACCAGGUCUUCUUCCUCUUGUCUUGUCUGUUGGUAAAGCUGUGUGUUAAAUGAAGGCAGCAGAAUGCAGACUUUAAGCUGUGCUGCUGUCAAUGAUGUGACAGAGCGAGAGUAUUAGCUGCUUGAGCUAGCUGUCUCCUCAGUGAAGAGCCGGUCUACACCUCUGUGGUGGUGGGUGUGGUGGUGGGUGGAAGGAGUCAUCGUCAGACCCUUAUCUGAAUGCAUAACUCCCUCUUCCCUCCCUCCCUCCUUCCCUCCCUCCCUCCCGCUCUCCCUUCCAGUUCCCUCUGUAUGCAUGGUUUACCGCUAAAGAGCCUUUUCAAAGCGUCCCAUAAUCAUUAUCUGAUACCAAAUAGAAUAAAUUGUAAUUGCUUUUUUAAAGCACAAUCAAUUUUAGAUAAUGUACAAAGACAUCUCUAAACAGAAUUCUGGGCAGGGCUCCAAGCAUCUAUUUACUCCCAGAAUCUAGUCACUGCAAGUCAAAACCUCUACACAGCCAUGAAUAGCAGGCGGGGAGAAACAGGGCUUUAAAGACAGGCAGGGAAAAAACAUUCAUUAAUACACUAAUGUCCUGUUAUUAGCAUAAAAUAAACAGAUGCAUGUUUCAAUUGUCUGUCUGGAUGAAGAGAUAUAGCAGAGGGAUGGGUCAUAUUGUAUCAACGUGGUUUAUUUGGAGCCUUGCUGUGUUUUGGAAAUACUACCGUCACCAUGUAAUAGCUGUGUUAUAAACCAUUUAUAAAUGUGUUAUGCAUGUGUAAUAAGGCAUUACAUAAGACCUUCACUAUUAUAGUGGGAGUGAGGGCACAAAAGUCAAUUGAGCUGUAUGUUAGUCAGGCAGUUACGGCGAGGAGCAACAAGGAGAAAAGGGAAAAAGAAUUCAGAUAAUAGGAGAGAAGAUGAGUGGCUUUGAAAAACAGACACACACCACACAUGCGAGAUAGAUAGGAGAGGGAGGGUAUGAGAGGGGGUAGGAAGGCAGAAUAUCACGAGAUAAUGCGGUGAAAGGACCAAUUGGUUAUGCUGGAGUGGGCUUUGAAAACACAGACACACACACACACACAGAGCGAGAGAGAGAGAGAGAGAGAGGAGAGGGGGGAAGGGGAGAAUGAGGGAGGGGGAGAAAGGGAAAGAGGAUACAUUGAUUUAAUGGGUGUUCUGACGGAUCGGUUUUUAUUUUCCUGUGAAAGGAUCACAUAAUAGUCUCUCCUUCGCUGUAACAGCCUGUCUGAUUGGCUGUGUGGGGAAUUAUAAGUUAUAAACACAGAAAAUGACAUGAAUUCAAGCCAUCCCUUCUUUCUUUGCGUUACCAUGGUGUUCUGUAGGUUUUUUAGUAUCCAUGGAGGUAGAUAAAGCAGUAUAUACUGUAUGCAUGGCAUGGCCAUUUCUUAUGAUGACUUUCAUCCACUCCUACCUCUGAAAGUCUGUUUCAUUUGUCACAAAUCAAUACUCACAUCCACUAUCAAUCUCUGAACAUCGAUUUAUACAUUAAGCCUGGCCGUCUGGCUUAUUCAUAAGUGAUCAUAGCCAAGGUCAGUCUGAACCAUCUGUAUAUCUGUGUUGAUUUAUAUUUCUUUGUUGUUGUGCAAUUACCCAGGGGCCUCGUCGGGCAGCACAGACCUUCUCCCCGCCCCCAGCUCCUCCACCAAUUGGACGGCGUCCCUGGUGACGGACAGUGGGCGGGACAGCGACCUCAUCUUCCGGUUUGACGGGGGGCAAGCGGCGAAUAUUCCGGACCAGGUGGUACCACAGAUCCUGACUGAUCAGUUCACCAUCGCCACGUGGAUGAAGCAUGGACCCAAUCCUGGACUGAGGGCGGAGAAAGAGACCCUGCUCUGCAACUCUGAUAAAACAGGUGAGAAGAGGGGAGGCAAGGUAGGAGGGAAGAGAGGGGUGUGGCUGGGAGAGAAGUAGAGUGUGAAGGGCUGUGUGGAUAGGGGUGGGAACAUUGAAUGGGUAUGUUCUAAUGGUGAUAGGUGUGGUCUAUCGAUAAGGGGCGUGGUCUAUUGACAAGAAUAGGUUAAUCUUCACUUAAGAGAAGGGGUCUUAAUUGAAAGGUUGUGGUGAUUUUAGGGAAGGUGUGUUACCUUUACGCACUCUUCUCUUUCCUCGUCCCCUCUCCAGAGAUGAACAGACACCACUACUCCCUUUACGUCCAUAACUGUCGUCUGGUCUUCCUGCUCCGGAGAGACUUCACCCAGGUGGACACCUUCAGACCUGCAGAGUUCCACUGGAAACUGGAGCAGGUAGGCUACACAGUAAAGAUAUUAAUUUGUAAUGUACUAUACCACUAA
Messenger RNA from Coregonus sp. 'balchen', 19819 nucleotides. Lineage: Eukaryota; Metazoa; Chordata; Actinopteri; Salmoniformes; Salmonidae. The record is from the annotation of a GenBank genome assembly.